AUGGAUUUCGCCGCUCUCAUGUCCAAGGAGAUCUCCAAGGCAAAAGCUCCCGAUGCCUCCAAGGCUUCCGGUGGAGAAAAACGCAAAGGCUCGCCGGCCGAGCCAACGAAAAAAUACCUGCGCCGAGGAGAAGUUGAAGCUGCGCGCAUUGCGGCCUACAAUGAGGACCAGGAGCGGUUACGGAAAGAGCGUGAAGAUCGCCUAGCCAACAAGCGCAAGCACGAGGAGGAGGAGGCGGAUCGCCGACGGGAGCGGGAAGAAAAGAAGCGCAGGCUCGCUGAGGAGUCGAAGAAGAAAAGAGAAGAGGAAGAGGAAGCCCAGGAACGUGAACGGCGGCGUAGACUCGGUCUGCCUGAACUGCCUUCAAAGAGUGACGAUAAUAGCCCGGGCCCCGAAGAUGGACAGGAAGAAGAUAUUGAGGAAGACGAGCUCAUCGAGAAGCUCAGAGAGCUGGAUGAGCCGGCACGACUGUUUGGCGAGAAUCAUCGCUCCCGACUUCGACGAUACCGCCGCCUUGUUCAGCGCGCCGCUUCGCAGCAAAAACUGACAGACGGACCGAUCCCAACCACCUUGGAACCUGUUUCUGGCGGGGAAAUGAUUAUUUCGGCCAAGAUUCCAAAGGAGCAAGACGGUCGAUUGUUUCUACUCCGCCAGCUGGCGUCUUAUUUCAACAUGGUACUUUCGGAAUGGGAGCUUGCUCUCGCGAAGCGCGACGUCACUGUGCGACAGAGCUUCCAGGGCAAGCAAGCGUACAAUGCGAUGUUGCAAUCUCGAGAAAACAUGAAGCCGCUGUACCGCCGACUCGAAAAAGCAGACCUCGAGGACGGACUUCUAGAGCCGAUCGUGGAGAUUGUUCACAAGGCACAGCAACGGAGAUACGUCGAUGCCAAUGACGCAUAUCUCCGGGUGAGCAUUGGAAAGGCUGCAUGGCCCAUCGGUGUGACCAUGGUUGGUAUUCACGAGCGAUCUGCGCGCGAAAAACUACACCAGAGUGACCAGCAGGCACAUAUUCUCAGUGAUGAAGCAACGCGCAAGUACCUGCAGAGCAUUAAGCGGUGCUUGACCUUUGCGCAGGUGCGCUGGCCCCCGGAGGAUCAGCUCCAGAUCAUGGGCUAG
Penicillium cinerascens is the source of this 1116-nucleotide messenger RNA. Its product is annotated as mRNA splicing protein PRP18. Gene Ontology annotation, cellular component: U5 snRNP; U2-type post-spliceosomal complex; U4/U6 x U5 tri-snRNP complex. The record is from RefSeq and is a predicted model, not a curated record. The transcript has 2 exons. NCBI's taxonomy places the organism in Eukaryota, Fungi, Ascomycota, Eurotiomycetes, Eurotiales, Aspergillaceae. The coding region runs from base 1 to 1116 and encodes 371 amino acids. Gene Ontology annotation, biological process: RNA splicing; generation of catalytic spliceosome for second transesterification step.